AUGCCCAGGGCCCCGCGGAACCACAGCAAGACCUACAAGGUCCCUCGUCGUCCCUUCGAGUCGGCUCGUCUCGAUGCUGAGCUGAAGCUCGCGGGCGAGUACGGUCUCCGCAACAAGCGCGAGAUCUGGCGCAUUGGUCUCAUCCUGUCCAAGAUUCGUCGUGCUGCCCGUGAGCUCCUCAAGCUCGAUGACAAGGACCCCAAGCGUCUCUUCGAGGGCAACGCCCUCAUUCGCCGUCUCGUGCGCAUCGGUGUGCUCGACGAGUCCCGCAUGCGUCUCGAUUACGUGCUGUCCCUGAAGAUCGAGGACUUCUUGGAGCGUCGCCUGCAGACCCAGGUCUUCAAGAGCGGCCUUGCCAAGUCUAUCCACCACGCUCGUGUCCUCAUCAGGCAGCGUCACAUCCGCGUUGGCAAGCAGAUCGUCAACGUCCCCUCGUUCGUCGUCCGUCUGGACUCCCAAAAGCACAUCGACUUCGCCCUCACCUCGCCAUACGGCGGUGGACGCCCCGGCCGUGUCAAGCGCAAGCGCGUGGCCGCUGCUGCCAAGAAGGAGGAGGGUGGCGACGAGGAGGACGAGGAGUAAACGCCAACUCACCACCAUUUUAUCGCUGUAUGUUCAUCAUCUAUGGGGUCCACCUCUGUAUGGCCGCGUAUGCAAAGUGUAUGCGUUUAGCACAUCCCAGCGUGCUAUCACGCCCUGUGUACUAUCAGGUUCAGGACUCGAAUUGCGUUGCGGCGUCUUCC
Molecule: messenger RNA, 743 nt
Organism: Trametes versicolor FP-101664 SS1
Lineage: Eukaryota; Fungi; Basidiomycota; Agaricomycetes; Polyporales; Polyporaceae
Product: 40S ribosomal protein S9
Exons: 5
Coding region: 1-582 (193 amino acids)
Biological process (GO): translation; positive regulation of translational fidelity
Cellular component (GO): cytosolic small ribosomal subunit
Molecular function (GO): rRNA binding; structural constituent of ribosome
Source: RefSeq, a predicted model, not a curated record